Nerophis lumbriciformis (worm pipefish) is the source of this 1179-nucleotide messenger RNA. The record is from RefSeq and is a predicted model, not a curated record. NCBI's taxonomy places the organism in Eukaryota, Metazoa, Chordata, Actinopteri, Syngnathiformes, Syngnathidae.
AUGCCGUACAUCAAACAGGAGGCAGAGCCAGAGACCCCCGACAUGAAAGAAGAAGACCAGGAAGCUGAAAUCUCGCAAUUUCCAUUGACUGUCAUUUUGAAGAGCGAAGAAGACGAAAGUCCAAGCGAAGAGACAGGAGCAGCGAACCCCUCGAGCGACAGCUCAUUUAAGCACUUGACAACAAAAGGAGAGGAAGGAACGCAACCGGACAGCCUCUUAGCUCCGCUUUCGGACAGCGACGACAUAACGUCACAUUCUUCUGACUUUAAUACUGCACACAUGCGUACACACACCGGGGAGAAGCCUUUUCUCUGCACAUCUUGUGGUAAACAAUUCACUCAGAAGAGAGAUUUAAAGAAACACACACACAGCCACACUGGAAAGAAGCCUUUCGCCUGCACACUCUGCGAUAAAAGAUUCACUCAGAAGACUGAUUUAGAAAGGCAUAAGCGUACACACACUGGAGAGAAGCCUUUUGCCUGCUCAUUUUGUGGUAAAAGAUACGCUCAAAAAGGAACUUUAGUAACGCACGAACGCACACACACUGGAGAGAAGCCUUUCGCCUGCACACUUUGUGAUAAAAGAUUUUCCCAGCAGACUCAUUUAAAAAUACAUAAGCGCACACACACUGGAGAAAAACCUUACGCAUGCUCACUUUGUGGUAAAAGAUACACUCAGAAGACUGAUUUAGUAAGACAUAAGCGCACACACACUGGAGAAAAGCCUUUUCCAUGCACACUUUGUGGUAAAGGAUUCGCUAAGAAAAGAACUUUAAGUAAUUUAGAAACGCAUAUGCGUACACACACUGGAGAGAAGCCUUUUGCCUGCUCAUUUUGUGGUAAAAGAUACGCUCAAAAAGGAACUUUAGUAACGCACGCACGCACACACACUGGAGAGAAGCCUUUCGCCUGCACACUUUGUGAUAAAAGAUUUUCCCAGCAGACUCAUUUAAAAAUACAUAAGCGCACACAUACUGGAGAAAAACCUUAUGCAUGCUCACUUUGUGGUAAAAGAUACACUCAGAAGACUGAUUUAGGUUUGCUCCAUGAGCUCGGCGCGCGCUGGCGCAUUAGUAUCACUGGACCCACGUUUGACAGACGUGCAUGGGGUGGGCGCACCGCUGCCCGCUCCUCCCCGCCGCCGGAGCCGCAGGUCGUGCGGAGUCGCCCCAUGGGAUAA